AUGACCGGCUUGUUGCUCUGUCUAAGAGGGCACACCUCCCGCCGCGGCUUCGCACUGGCCAGGCGAGAACCGAGACUUUCUUUCUCGCCUGCAGUAGGGGGUCCACCAACUGCAGCGGCAAGGACGAUUUCACAAGCUGCCGCUACAGAUGCACCAGCAGCACCGGCACUUCGCGGGAGGAUUUCCUUUGUAUCCGUUACGCCUCCCCGCUUGUCCUCCCAAAUGUCUAAUUCACCCUCUUCAGUGAACAAAGCCCCUCCAGUGGACCCUCAUGGCCCUUCCCCAGCUGAGAGGACAGUCGGUGGCGGGCGCUUACACCCCGAGAGCGUCGAUCCUUUCCAGCCGCAGCCGAAGAGGCGAAUGGACUUGAAGCUGGGGCCGUAUGCGGGAGGUCGCUUUUUCGUGUCUCCUAAGGAGGACCCCAAAGAGUUCAUUUUGUGUGUGAUUAUUGUUUCAAUUUGCCUAUACACGCUUGUCACGACCUACACCCAACCAGGGGGUGAAACAGUCUUUCAACGCCGCCGCCGUAUCAUAAGAGAGCGGCUCAUGAAAGAGGCUGGCAUCACACAGGCCGACUUGGAUGAACUAGAGGCAGAGGAAGCACCCCUCUCCUAA
Cyclospora cayetanensis is the source of this 615-nucleotide messenger RNA. RefSeq lists its product as uncharacterized. Bases 1 to 615 code for a protein of 204 amino acids. The record is from RefSeq and is a predicted model, not a curated record. NCBI's taxonomy places the organism in Eukaryota, Apicomplexa, Conoidasida, Eucoccidiorida, Eimeriidae. The transcript is spliced from 2 exons.